AUGGGCCAUUUAAUCACAGUUGCCACCUGUAACUUGAACCAAUGGGCAUUGGACUUUGAAGGAAACAGAGACAGAAUUGUCGAAAGUAUCAGAAUCGCAAAAGAGAGAGGUGCAACGCUAAGAGUUGGUCCUGAAUUAGAAAUCACUGGUUAUGGUUGUUUAGACCAUUUUUUGGAAAAUGAUUUAUAUUUACAUUCAUGGGAAAUGUAUGCAUCAAUUUUGACGAACAAGUCUACUCAUGGUAUACUAUUGGAUAUUGGUAUGCCUGUUGUUCAUAAAAAUGUUAAAUAUAAUUGUCGUAUCUUAUCUUAUGACGGGAAAAUAUUAUUCAUAAGACCAAAGAUUUGGUUAGCAAAUGAUGGUAAUUACAGAGAAAUGAGAUUCUUCACUCCAUGGCAACGCCCAAGACAUGUUGAAAAUUAUGUUUUACCAAGAAUGAUUCAAAAAAUUACCGGUCAAGAAUCUGUUGAUUUUGGUGAUGCUGUUAUUUCUACUCUAGAUACUGUUAUUGGAGCAGAAACUUGUGAAGAAUUAUUCACUCCGAAUGCUCCACACGUUGGUAUGUCAUUAGAUGGUGUUGAAAUCAUUACAAACUCCUCAGGUUCUCACCAUGAAUUACGUAAAUUAAACACAAGAAUGAAUUUGAUCAAAGAAGCAACUACCAAAUGUGGUGGUGUUUAUUUAUAUGCCAAUCAGAAAGGUUGUGAUGGUGAUAGAUUAUAUUAUGAUGGUUGUGCCUUAAUUGCCGUUAAUGGUGAAGUUGUUGCUCAAGGGAGCCAAUUUUCCCUAGAGGAUGUUGAAGUUGUUUCAGCCACUAUAGACUUGGAAGAUGUUCGUAGUUAUAGAUCAUCAAUCUCUCGCGGGUUACAAGCUACUUCAAAUCAAGCUUACAAGAGAAUAAAGGUACCAAUUGAAUUAUCACCAACUUCAAUGGCCUUUGAUCCUAAAAUUGCUCCAACAAAAGCCCAAGAGAUUUUUUAUCAUACACCAGAGGAGGAAAUUGCAUUAGGUCCAGCAUGUUGGUUAUGGGAUUACGUUAGAAGAUGUAACGGUGCUGGAUUCUUCUUACCAUUAAGUGGUGGUAUUGAUUCUUGUGCUACUGCUGUUAUUGUUCAUUCAAUGUGUAGAUUAGUUGCACAAGCUGCGGAAAGUGGGAACGAACAAGUCAUUUCAGAUGCUAAAAAGGUAGCAAAUGUUAAAGAUGAAGAGGCUAAAGAUUGGAAACCUACUGAUCCUGUGGAUUUUGCUUCAAGAAUUUUCCAUACAAGUUAUAUGGGUACUGUUAAUUCAUCUAAAGAGACCAGAUCAAGAGCCAAAGAACUCAGCGAAAAGAUUGGUUCGUAUCAUGUUGAUCUGAAUAUGGAUACUCUAGUUGCUGCUGUUGUUAAUGUCUUUGAAGUUGCAACUGGUAAAAAACCAAUCUUCAAGAUUUUGGGUGGAUCUCAAACUGAAAAUUUAGCAUUACAAAAUAUUCAAGCUAGGUUACGUAUGGUUUUAGCUUAUUUAUUUGCUCAAUUGUUACCAUGGGUUAGAGGUCGUCAAACUGGUGGCUUAUUAGUUUUGGGUAGUGCAAAUGUUGAUGAAUGUUUAAGAGGUUAUUUAACAAAAUAUGAUUGUUCAAGUGCUGAUAUUAACCCAAUUGGUGGUAUUUCGAAAACUGAUUUGAAAAAAUUUAUUGCCUAUGCAAGAGAUGAAUUUGGAUUACCGGUACUACAAGAAUUUUUGGAAGCAACACCAACUGCUGAAUUAGAACCUAUAACUAAAGACUAUGUUCAAUCAGAUGAAGCUGAUAUGGGUAUGACGUAUGAAGAAUUAUCAGUAUUUGGUCGCUUAAGAAAAGUCCAAAAAUGUGGACCAUAUUCAAUGUUUUUGAAAUUGUAUCAUGAAUGGACACCAAGAUUGACACCAAGUCAAGUGGCUGAAAAAGUAAAAAAAUUCUUCUUUUUCUAUGCAAUUAAUAGACACAAGCAAACAGUUCUAACACCAAGUUAUCAUGCUGAACAAUAUUCACCAGAUGAUAAUAGAUUUGAUUUACGCCCAUUUUUGAUUAAUCCAAGAUUUGCUUGGGCUUCCAAGAAAAUUGAUGAAAUUGUAAAACAAUCAGAAAAAGGCCAAACUGAAGAUUUAGAAGAAUUAACAGUUGAAUAA
This is a messenger RNA of Hansenula anomala, 2148 nucleotides long. It is a transcript of the gene QNS1, whose product is annotated as glutamine-dependent NAD(+) synthetase. The record is from RefSeq and is a predicted model, not a curated record. Gene Ontology annotation, molecular function: ATP binding; NAD+ synthase (glutamine-hydrolyzing) activity; glutaminase activity. The transcript has a single exon. Gene Ontology annotation, cellular component: cytoplasm. Lineage: Eukaryota; Fungi; Ascomycota; Saccharomycetes; Phaffomycetales; Wickerhamomycetaceae. Bases 1 to 2148 code for a protein of 715 amino acids. Gene Ontology annotation, biological process: NAD+ biosynthetic process.